GGGGAUCUGUUCUCGGGCGUCGCAAGCCGACAAUGUGAGAUCUACAACAAUAACUACCACCCAGGACCCCUACGACCAACUCGAAGGACGGAAGAGCUGGGGCUUAUUCUGCCGUAGUAUUCUCCAAAUCCGGUUUUUGCUUCCACGCCUCAUCCCUUUCACCAUGCGCUCCUUACUCUAUUCCCUCCUGUCGCUGGCGACACUCGCAACCGUCCUGGCUGGUGAUGCAGCGCCAGCCAAAACAGCAGAGGACUGGGACGAGGUAGUACCAGACACGGUAUUUAAUGGCCAAACAGUGCCCCCCAUGAAGGAGUUGGACUCCAUCCACAUUGAGGAAGAUCUAAGCAAGGGGAACUGGCUGGUCGAGUUCUUCUCACCGAAGUGUCCUCACUGCGUAGCUUUCAUACCUACUUGGCAGACGCUGUACGAAUUUUACUACACAUCGAAGCCGAUACAAUCGAAAGACCAAAGCGAGCGCGAUUCCUUAAACACAUUCACACGAUACUAUGAUUUCAAGUUUGCGAAGGUCGACUGCGUAGCGUUUAGAGAUGCCUGUGAAGCCCACAAUGUCCGAGGCUACCCGUCCAUUAUACAGUUCAAGGACGGCAAAGAGAUAAAGAGGGUAAAGGGGGCACAGGGGCUUGCGGACCUGAGCCAAUGGGUCGAGGAGAUCCUAGAGUCUGUGAGGCCGGGCUCGCGCGUAAAGGGAGGGCCGAAGCUACCCAAGGUGGGAGCUAAUUCAGUAGAGACUGGCCCGGAAACCGAAGAAGAAGUCAAGGAGAAGGAAGGCGCAAAGGAAGAAACCCCAGUUACGUCAGCCCCGGCGAGCGAAGCGUCUGAGGUCACCGAAUCCACGCCACCAAACGUGAAGGAGCCCGAGAAGGCUAAGGCGAACAUGAACCCUUCAGGUAUCUCGGAGCCCCUUACCGCCGAGACUUUCCAAAAGAGGGUAACCGAUGCCCUGGAGCCAUGGUUCAUCAAGUUCUAUGCUCCGUGGUGCCAUCACUGCCAGGCCAUGCAACCCAACUGGGCGGCCAUGGCCCGCGAGAUGCGCGGCAAGCUCAACAUUGGAGAGGUUAAUUGCGAUGCGGAGAAGAGGUUGUGCAGGGACGCGGGUGUUAGAGGCUACCCGACCCUUCUAUUCUUCCGCGGUGGCGAACGUGCCGAAUACAAUGGGCUGCGAGGCGUCGGCGACCUCAUCGCUCAUGCAGAAAAGGUGGUCGAUAUAGGCUCGGGCGUGCCUGAUGUUGACUUGGCUGCAUUUGAGAAGCUCGAAGAGACGGAAGAAGUCAUUUUCGUCUUCUUCUACGACCAUGCCACAACCACUGAGGAUUUCAUGGCUCUGGAUCGCCUCACGCUCAGCUUAAUUGACAAGGCCAAGUUGGUGAAGAGCAAGGACCCAGCUAUGUUCAAGCGGUUCAAGAUCUCCACCUGGCCGCGCAUCAUGGUUUCAAGGGACGGUAAACCGUCUUAUUAUGCUCCCUUGGCUCCCAAGGAUACGCGCGAUGUCAAGAAAGUGCUGACAUGGAUGAAGUCCGUUUGGCUGCCGAUCGUCCCCGAAUUGACAGCCACCAACGCCCGCGACAUCAUGGACGGCAAGUAUGUCGUCCUAGCCGUCCUGAACCGAGAGCGCAAGGAAGAAUUCGCAAACGCUAAGCGCGAGCUGAAAAACGCGGCGCUUGAGUGGAUCGACAAGCAGACGCAGAUGUUCCAGCUGGAGCGCCAGGAAUUGCGUGAUGCAAAGCAGUUGCGCAUCGAGGAAGCAGAGGACAAGGGCGACGAAAGGGCUGUGAUGAACGCGAAGAACAUCCGGAUCGACAUGGACGAGCUGGAUCGCAAGAGCGUUGGGUUUGCUUGGGUCGACGGCGUGUUUUGGGAGCGGUGGGUUAAGAGCACGUAUGGCGUGGAUGUGAAGGUCGAUGGGGAGAGGGCCAUUAUCAAUGAUGAGGAUAAUAAACGCUUCUGGGACACGACGAUCAACGGCGAGCCUAUCCGCGUCUCGCGCACCUACAUAUUGGAAACCAUUCCCAAAGUCAUCUCCUCACCCCCCAAGAUCUCCGCGAAGUCUACCACGGGCACCUUCUCGCGCUGGUUCUUCAACAUGCGUCAUUUCUGCUCUGCGCACCCUUGGUUGGCGCUCGCCAUGGUAGUCGCGGCUCUGCUGGUCGGCUCCGUAGUCGGGAAGAAUAAGAUGAGGAGGAGGGGCUAUGGCUCGCCCUCCGGAUUUUUACAAACAGGUGAAAAGGAUGGUCUGCUCGGGGGCUUUGGCGGGCAAGGGAAGAAGGACUAGAAGUCUGGAAGGUACAUUUGGAAGAGAAAGAAUGGGGAGUACUGGGAUAGGAUCGAUCUCUAGGAUGGGUCUGUGCCGAGGAAGGAUUGACUGGUGCUAAUCUCAUACUUGUUAUAGCAUUUCACAUGGCGCUCCCGGGAUGGAUGCUUUAGGAGGUUGGGUGUAGGGUUCGUUUUGGGACGGCAUUCGUCGGAUCUAUUUGGGAUCGGGAUUCAUAUUCAUUCCUUGCAGCAGAUGUACCAUCAAUACUAGUCCAUGACCAAUUGCCUGAC
Molecule: messenger RNA, 2562 nt
Organism: Westerdykella ornata
Lineage: Eukaryota; Fungi; Ascomycota; Dothideomycetes; Pleosporales; Sporormiaceae
Product: thioredoxin-domain-containing protein
Exons: 3
Coding region: 164-2290 (708 amino acids)
Cellular component (GO): endoplasmic reticulum
Molecular function (GO): protein disulfide isomerase activity
Source: RefSeq, a predicted model, not a curated record